Molecule: messenger RNA, 1608 nt
Organism: Peronospora belbahrii
Lineage: Eukaryota; Oomycota; Peronosporomycetes; Peronosporales; Peronosporaceae
Source: the annotation of a GenBank genome assembly
AUGUGGAAGCUCCUGGAACAAGCGGCCAAGAACGCAUCGAUUAAUGCUUCAAGCUACGUACUAUCAGUGCAUGAGAAGGCUCAGACUCUUGCUGCUGCUGUACAGGAUGAAGCCUCGGCGUUAUUGAGCAAUGCCAUGGGCUCUGCUCGCUCUGGACCGGUGGAUGAGAUUUUGUUCGAGGAAGUGGCAGACUAUCAGCAGUUCUUGAGCUUUUUUUCGAUUGAGGAACAUAAACACGAGAUCAAGCGAGCAUUGGAUGAAGAUGCGGACAUUUGCGCGCUGCACGAUACCAUCGUCCCGCUAGAAUUGAGCUAUGACGAGUUCUGGUGUCGCUACUUCUUCCGGCAGCAGCAGGCAGAGCAGCGCGAAAAGAUAGGACAGAAGCAAGACGUAGUAGACACUAAAAAAUCUCCAGAGGAAAAUAGAGAGAAGGAGUACAGCGGUGACGAGGCUCUUAAUGGAGAUUACGAACAUAGACCGCAGGACAUGCAGCUGUCUCGAGAGAAGGCAGACUGUGAGGACCAAGAAGGACUUUGGAUUUUGAAAGCAGCAAGAGAUGCAGAACGACGAGCAGCCACGCAGUGGCGACAAAAGGCGAGAGAUUUGCACCACCAAGUGCACGAAAUAAAGCUGAGCUACGAUGAAAAGGAGCAGAAAGCGGUGCAAGAAUGGGAAAAACAGCUGCAAACACUAUGUGAUCGUUAUGAGACCAAGAUGGCUGCAUUAACCUUGCAGAUUAGUGAAGCACGGGCGGCAGGGUAUGGUGAAGGAAUUCGUGAGAGUCAGGCCGCUUUGGAAGGUGUACAGCAGAAAGCGAAAGAGGAUACGACGCGACUCCGUUGUGAGAUUUGUGAGGGUGUGUUUGGUGCUUCGGUAGAAGAAAGAAUAGCUACUUUGACGAAAGAGAAGGAGAAUUUGCAAAAAAAGCUUAUAAUUGCUCGUGAACAGAUAGUUGAGCUAGAGAAGCGAGGUGGCAUACCGGCUGAGAAGGCUGGAGAUACAGCUUAUGCGGAGCUGACUAAGGAGAAGGAUUUGUGGCGUAUAAAGGCACUAAAAAUGAAGAAGCUCAAGGACUUUGUGCAUGCCGAACUAACAACGCUACGUCAGCAACGUGAUGCACCUGCUGGCUCUGAUUCUCUCGCAAGUGGUAUUCAAUCCACAAACUCGGACGAUCACAGAAAACUCCAGACUCGCAUGGAUGAGCUGCAAACUCAGCUAGCAACUGCGCUGGUUGGUUCUGAAGCUCAAGCUCGUGAAGCUUAUGAAAAGGGUAUUGAGACAGGCAAGGCAGAAGCAGAUCAACGAGCAAAGAGAGAGCGCGACGUAGCAUAUCAGGAGGGAUACAAGAAGGCGCAAGCUGAUGUCAAGAGUGAAAUGGGUGUGCUAAAGGCUGAGCUUCAAAUGUUUCGUGCAUUCCAUGAGAGUGCAGCUCACUGCGCUGAUCACGUUGAUGAAAACAUAGAAGAUCUUUUAGAUGGUUCUCUGGACGACAUCUCGCUGGCUGAGGGGCAAGCACUGUGUUCACCGACAUCAUCUGUUUCAAUAUUUACUGAUAACGGUAAGAACGACUUCUCCUGUGAGUCCACGAACGACUGGGGUGAGUGGUAA